This is a messenger RNA of Choloepus didactylus (southern two-toed sloth), 1674 nucleotides long. RefSeq names its product ubiquitin conjugating enzyme E2 D1 (gene UBE2D1). The coding region runs from base 521 to 850 and encodes 109 amino acids. The record is from RefSeq and is a predicted model, not a curated record. Gene Ontology annotation, cellular component: nucleus. Lineage: Eukaryota; Metazoa; Chordata; Mammalia; Pilosa; Megalonychidae. Gene Ontology annotation, molecular function: ubiquitin conjugating enzyme activity. Gene Ontology annotation, biological process: protein polyubiquitination; ubiquitin-dependent protein catabolic process. The transcript is spliced from 6 exons.
ACCAAGUACAUAUCCCAGCAGUUCUAAUCCCCGCUGCCCAGUGUGUGCUACUGAGGUCAACAGAGUGACUAACAGCGCCUCGGGGCUGGCGGCUACCACCGCGGUGCACUCGCGGCGAAGGAGAGGACGCGGGACUACACUUCCCAGUGUGCCAGGCGGGGCCGGGUGCGGACAGGGAGGGCGCAGGCUCCUUCCCAGAAGCAAAAGCGGAAACAAAAGAGUCUCGCCGGCGUCCCCGCCCGCACACUCGCGCACCCUCGCGCUCCGGCGCACACGGCACUGGCAUCCGCGCCCGGAGCAAGCCAGCGAACGGCGAGCCGGGGACCCACCGGGCUGAACCAGCCGAGCAGCCAGCGAGCCGAGCCCGCGACGACCGCACGCCCCCAAGCCCCGCAGCCGCCGCCCGCCGGCCGGUGUCCCCGCCGCCCUCCUUGAUCCAUGGCGCUGAAGCGGAUUCAGAAAGAACUGAGUGAUCUGCAACGUGAUCCACCUGCUCACUGUUCCGCUGGACCUGUGGGAGAUGACUCCCGAUAGUGCAUAUCAAGGUGGAGUCUUCUUUCUCACUGUACAUUUUCCGACAGACUAUCCUUUUAAACCACCAAAGAUUGCUUUCACAACAAAAAUUUACCAUCCAAACAUAAACAGUAAUGGAAGUAUUUGUCUUGAUAUCCUGAGGUCACAGUGGUCACCAGCUCUGACAGUAUCAAAAGUUUUAUUGUCCAUAUGCUCUUUACUUUGUGAUCCUAAUCCAGAUGACCCUUUAGUACCAGAUAUUGCACAAAUCUAUAAAUCAGACAAAGAAAAAUACAACAGACACGCAAGAGAAUGGACUCAGAAAUAUGCAAUGUAAAUUCAGAAUUUUUUUUCAUAUAUGAGUACUGUAAAAUCUAGGUUUUUCUUUCAACAUUAGCGGUAUAUUGAGCACUGUUUACUGUUUCAGUGUACCACAAAAUCCCUUGAUUUUUACCCAUUUUAAAUGUGUUUCUGAAGCAAGACAAAACAAACUUCCAGAAAUACCCUUAAGACUGUGAUGAGAGCAUUUAUUAUUUUGUAUGCAUUAAGAAAGACAUUUAUUAUGGUUUUUAAGAGACCUGGACAUCUGCAUCUUCAGCUUUCAAGAUCUACAAUGCAGCUGAAAAGCAACCAAAUUAUUUUUUUGCUGAAACUAGGUGUUUUUACAUGAGAAAUACUGUGUGUACUAAGAUGUCAGUUUUAUAAAUCUGUAUUCAGAUUUCAUUCUUUGUUAGCUCACUUUAUAAUUUGUAUUUUUUUACUGUAUAGACUAAAUAUAUUCUAUUUACCAUGUACAUCAACUCAUUACUUUUUUCCUGUGAACAGUAUUGAAAAAACACAAAAACCAAUUAAAUGAAUUAACUGUCUGUCUCCCUUGUCUGAGGAUAUUCUGUAGAUUGAUUGCAUAUUUCUUAAACCUGAAAUGAUCUUUACACUGUAAUUCUCAGUAUACUGAUUAUGGAGAAACACUUGUUUUGAUUUUGUUAUACUUGAGUUAACUAUUGCAAUGUGAAUUAAUUGCACUGCUAAGUAGGAAGAUGUGUAACUUUUAUUUGUUGCUAUUCACAUUUGAAUUUUUUCCUGUAUAGGCAAUAUUAUAUAGACACCUUUUACAGAUCUUAUUGUAGCCUUUUCCAUAUAAAUAAAAUGCUUUUUCUACUA